GGGGCCAGCGCCUCUAGGCUGCCAUCACUUCCGCUUCUCUGUCAGUCCGGAGCGAGGGAGCUGGAGGCUGUUGGACUGCAGUAGCGGAGCAAUGCCUAAAUCAAAGGAACUUGUUUCUUCGAGCUCUUCAGGCAGCGAUUCUGACAGUGAAGUUGAAAAAAAGUUAAAGAGGAAAAAGCAAGUUGCUCCAGAAAAACCUGUAAAGAAACAAAAGCCUGGUGAAACUUCAAGAGCUUUGGCCUCUUCCAAGCAGAGUAGCAGCAGCAGAGAUGACAACAUGUUUCAGAUUGGGAAAAUGAGGUAUGUCAGUGUUCGGGACUUUAAAGGGAAAAUUCUAAUUGAUAUUAGAGAAUAUUGGAUGGACUCAGAAGGUGAAAUGAAACCCGGAAGAAAAGGUAUUUCUUUAAAUAUGGAGCAGUGGAGCCAGCUGAAGGAACAGAUUUCUGACAUUGAUGAUGCAGUAAGAAAACUGUAAAAUCUGAGCCAUAUCAAACUUGUACUGUUCUAGUUGUUUUACUCUGUCUUUUUACAUUGGCUUUUGUUUUCUAAAUGUUGUUUUCCAAGCUGUUGUAUAUUUGGAUUGCAGAACAAUUUGUAAGAUGAAUACUUUUUUUUAAUGUGCAUUAUUAAAAAUAUUCUGAGUUAAGCUAAUUGUCAACUUUAUUAAAGAGGAUUGCUUUGUUGCCUCUCCCCCACCUAGUGUAAAAUAAAAUCAGAUCAAUACAAUCUUA
Molecule: messenger RNA, 731 nt
Organism: Nannospalax galili (Upper Galilee mountains blind mole rat)
Lineage: Eukaryota; Metazoa; Chordata; Mammalia; Rodentia; Spalacidae
Gene: Sub1
Product: SUB1 regulator of transcription
Exons: 5
Coding region: 92-475 (127 amino acids)
Biological process (GO): positive regulation of transcription initiation by RNA polymerase II
Cellular component (GO): transcription regulator complex; nucleus
Molecular function (GO): DNA binding; transcription coactivator activity
Source: RefSeq, a predicted model, not a curated record